AUGUCGAAGGAACUUGGCGCCUUAGAGACGAACAUUCAAAAUGAUGCUCAUCCAGAGCUACAUGCGUUGCGAUCUCAUCUUCAACACAUACUGGAGGAUAUGUCCCGCUAUGCGCCGGUGAUCUUUAAACCUCCAAUCCUAGACUCGUCAUAUGAUAGCGCCAAGGAAAGCGGACAGGAGUCGGUACCUGGCAUACGCGCACUGAGGGAUGCAAUCAAGCAAGAUCUCGAAGUCCUGGAGAAGUUCCUCGCUGACCCAAAGAGUGUUUCGCUCCCGCCGCUGUCCACAAAUGCUCCGUAUUUAAUCGCAGUAUGGCACGAAGUAUUGCUUGCUCCGCCACCUAUCACUGCCAUAUGGCGCACGUACAACGACAAUGCCCCGCAGGGUGAAUCCCAUCGGCGCAGUGCGCAUAAGCCGCCAGGCAUCAAAAACUCGCGUAUGUUGGCCGAGUUUCGCGAAAUCGACUCGUAUCUUACCGACUCAAGUGAGGGCUCGGACGAUCCUGACACCCCACCUACCCUCGCCCAAACCGAGUUCGACAACUCCCUUCUCAGUAGAGGCCGUGCACUGCUGUCUGCUGCGGCGCAGAACCCUCUUCCCGGCACCAACGUACUACCUAUUGUCAACCUCCGCCUAACACGCCUCGACCCUGCGCCAGAAAACCCGAAGGAGCAUGACCCGCGCAUAGCACAGACCAUUGAUACGCUGCGUGCGAUGGGAAUCGAUGUCCAGCUAGGCGAGCGCGACGCGAAUGCCAUCCCCCAAGUGGCUGCCCCGCCGCCUUCUCGUCGCCUCGAGCCCACACUGCGCAUCAAUCUCGACUUGUCCAUACUCAUCGCGCUCGUCUCUGACAUCACGCACGCCCCGCCACCACACUCCGCGGCGGAAGCCGAUGCGCGCUACGAGCCGCCACCCGAGUACCGCGAGUGGAAAAAGAAACGCAACGGCGUGCUCAAAGGGCCCGACUUUGACGGCAGCGAGGAAGGUAUUGGGAAGCACGCACGCGCCCUCGCGACGCAGGCGCUGCAGGAAGCAAAGCGCGGGCUGAUCCAGGAGAUGCACGACCGCCUGUGCGCACUUGUGCCCCAGCCUGUCGACGCGUCCGGUCGACAUGCAUGCCCGCCGGUGGAGUUCUGGACGACGCCCGACGCACGCGACCGGUUUCUGCGCAUCGUGCUGUCGAAGAUCGGGGGCCCUGCCGAGCAGCGCCGCGCACUUGCACUCUUCCCCGAUCACGCGUCCCCGCCGCUCAGCAUAGAGGAGGCGGAGGAGGCGUAUUGGCGCGGCUCGCGCUACCCGCGAGGCUUCCUCCCGUUACUGCCGGUGCGCAUGUUCCCGGCCACGGAGCCCGACGCUGCGCUGGAGCCGCCGGCGGACGCGGACGGAUGCCUGUUAUCCCCCUUCUUCCACCAUCUUGCAUGUGCAUGCCGGAGGGUGCUCGCGCUGGAGACCAUCCCAGACCUGCGCGAGGCGAGCGGUGCGGGUGGGGACGGUGAAGCUGACGGGCAAGGAGACACAGAUGGGCAGGGAGAUGCAGAUGCCGACGUGAUCCCGCGGGCUGCCGUGACUCGUGCAAAUCCUCGGCUGACGGCGCACACGAUGCAGAGUGUGCUGUGGGGUGCGGUGCGCAGGUGGACGACGCUGACGGCGAACAAAACGAGCGUGAAGGCGAUUCUGCGAGAAACUGGGUCGGCGGGCGGCUCGAACGAAUAUGGCUCGGGACCCACAGAUGGACUAGAGGACGCGAGUGGUAUGUUGGCGGAGAAGGCGGCGCUGUGGGUAGUAGACCCUAGGAGCCUCGCGGAAGGUAGGAAACGCACCGUGCCAACCGAUAGGGGACGUAGAGUCGAGACUGUUGUAAUACCUGCUUGA
This is a messenger RNA of Postia placenta MAD-698-R-SB12, 1872 nucleotides long. RefSeq lists its product as hypothetical. The transcript is spliced from 5 exons. The record is from RefSeq and is a predicted model, not a curated record. NCBI's taxonomy places the organism in Eukaryota, Fungi, Basidiomycota, Agaricomycetes, Polyporales, Adustoporiaceae. The coding region runs from base 1 to 1872 and encodes 623 amino acids.